CUCAGUCCCGUGCAGAUAUCACGUUCUGCCAGACUCCUGAGCCCGGGUCCGGCCAUGGGUACCUCCAGUGUCUUCUUCAGCGUCCUGUUCCUCUAUGGGGCACUGGGUCUCACCACUCUCCCGCCCCAAGAACAGGGACGGCUCAAGUGCUACACCUGCAGCUUCGCCAAGCCCUGCUACCCUGUUCCCACCGAGUGUAAGAAUGAUGAGGUCUGUGGCAUCAGUGUGGGCACCUCAGACCAGAAUGAGAUCAUCCAGCGGAAGGGCUGCCUCCCAAGGGCCCAGUGCCCUCUGCAGGGCCAUGCCACCUACUGGUUACGUUCCUAUGCGCUGAGGCACACGUGCUGUGAGCAGGACUUGUGCAACACGGCUGCUUUGCAGGGCCCCCCCUGCCUCCUCCUCACCGCCCCACUCUUGCUUGCUGCUGGCCUCUCCUGGGGAGGGUGCCUCCUCUACUAGACAGGCAUGGGCUGACAGCCCUCAGCUUAGGACUCCGGAGUCACCGCUGCCCCGGAAAUACCUCCAUCCAUGUGUUCAGACAUGCCCCCAAACCUGACUUUGCAAAAAGCCCUCCACCGACCCCAUCCAAGACCCAAUCCUGUAGGCAUGUCCCAGCCCCUGCAGACACACCAGGUCCAGCCCCAUAAGGAAUAUGUGUCUUUUUAUUGCCCCCCUCCAUGUCCCUGGUCCCUAGCAAGGCAGCUAUUUUGAAGGAACUGUGGGUCCCAGGCAAGGUUACUGAAGGGACACCAGGUCUGGUGAGGGGGAGAGUCUUGAUAGGGAAGACAUGAUUUGGUGGGUGGUAGACUCAGGA
This is a messenger RNA of Jaculus jaculus (lesser Egyptian jerboa), 814 nucleotides long. Its product is annotated as lymphocyte antigen 6G6e-like. The record is from RefSeq and is a predicted model, not a curated record. Gene Ontology annotation, cellular component: plasma membrane. NCBI's taxonomy places the organism in Eukaryota, Metazoa, Chordata, Mammalia, Rodentia, Dipodidae. The coding region runs from base 55 to 459 and encodes 134 amino acids. Gene Ontology annotation, biological process: desensitization of G protein-coupled receptor signaling pathway; acetylcholine receptor signaling pathway. The transcript has 3 exons. Gene Ontology annotation, molecular function: acetylcholine receptor binding; transmembrane receptor protein serine/threonine kinase activity; acetylcholine receptor activator activity.